This is a messenger RNA of Cebus imitator (Panamanian white-faced capuchin), 1272 nucleotides long. RefSeq names its product L antigen family member 3 (gene LAGE3). Gene Ontology annotation, cellular component: EKC/KEOPS complex. Bases 379 to 810 code for a protein of 143 amino acids. The transcript has 3 exons. The record is from RefSeq and is a predicted model, not a curated record. NCBI's taxonomy places the organism in Eukaryota, Metazoa, Chordata, Mammalia, Primates, Cebidae.
GUUAGGGGCGGAGCGUUGCAGGGUGCGUCUCUGGGCUAGGAGACCACGGGGUCUUCAAAACCCCGUCAGGGCUGGCUUCCUGGGGCCUACUGACUGUGGGUCACUUUGCACUGGUGGCCUGGGAUCGACUUACGCGUGAAGGGACAGAGUUUCUGGAGGAGACCGCUGCCUCUCAACCGCUGACUCGGUCUCAGAAGGCCUCCGGCAGGCCGCUUGGCGGGAACUGACAACGCGCCAGGCAGGCUCCCCAAGAACGUGCGCCGGCGCGUGUGGGCGGAGUCGGGCGCAGGGGGCGGGGAUUCGGGAGGGGGACCGGGAGACAGGGGCGUGGGGCCUCCGCCUCGGGGGUGGAGUCGGAGCGGCGUGGCGACGGCGGUCAUGCGGCACGCGGAUGCACACGCCGGCGGAGGCGCAAUUGGCGGGGAUGGCCAGGGUGGCCACAGCCGCCCUGGGGGCGCGGACACAGCGGCAGCUCCAGCCGAGGGAGCUUCCCCACCGCACCCGCCAGGUCCUGGCAGAGACGUCGCAUCUGCGGCCAGGGGUUCAGGAAUGCGGCCGCACAUAUUCACCCUUAGCGUGCCUUUCCCUACCCCCUUGGAGGCGGAAAUCGCCCAUGGGUCCCUGGCUCCAGAUGCCGAGCCCCACCAAAGGGUGAUUGGGAAGGAUCUCACAGUGAGCGGCAGGAUCCUGACCGUCCGCUGGAAAGCUGAAGACUGUCGUCUGCUCCGAAUUUCCGUCAUCAACUUUCUCGACCAGCUUUCCCUGGUGCUGCGGACCAUGCAGCGCUUUGGGCCCCCCGUUCCUCGCUAAGCGUGGCCUGGGAAAAUGGGGUGAGGGCUAAUCUUGCGUCUCCCUAGGUAGGACACCCAGCCUUCCCUAGGGCAGGAGUUCCCACAGUUGCUACUUUACUGUGAAAGCCUCAUGGUCGGCCUGUACUGGCCUGUGGGUGCUCAGGGCCCCUUGUUUGAUCUGGUUCUUAAAUGUUUGUUACCACAGAAAAUAAAACUGAGUCUGAGUUUAUUUUCAGCUACAGCACCUCCCAAUAUUCUAGUCAUUGUGCUUGGGUUACAGGGGAGGUUCUAGAAUUCAGAUAUCCAAGGAAAUUGAAGACAAUGUAGGAAAUGGAAGAAAAUGAAAAUCAGCUGGGCUCUGUCAUUCAGCAUCAACUACUGUCAACAUUUUGGAAUCCUUCCUUAAAGUUGCAUUUAUGUACAGUUGAUUUCCCCUGAAGUUAAUAGUAAUAAACGUGUAACUGUAAUAUACACCAUAUAA